AUGACAAUCUACGUCACGCAUAACAAAAAGAGCCUGCCUUCUUGGCUCAGUUGGCAGAGCGUCUGCCUAGCAUACAUCCAAUGCUAUUGCAUGUUCCAUACAUAUUUUUAUCCUAAGCCAGAUAAUAUUGUUGUAUAUGUUAUAGUACAAGAUGGCCUGAUGAUAAAAGAAAAGACAUACCCAAUUGCUACAGCACGGUUAAUCAUGCUAGAGCGGUGCCUUGACCGAUUGGAUAGGUAUAAGAAAGCUGCAACUGUAUUUGAGAGCGUUGGUAUUGGCCCAGCGGAAGACAUGAAACAGUUGAAGAAAGGGUUUGAUCAAAGGCCACAAGCUUGA
Molecule: messenger RNA, 336 nt
Organism: Mycotypha africana
Lineage: Eukaryota; Fungi; Mucoromycota; Mucoromycetes; Mucorales; Mycotyphaceae
Exons: 5
Coding region: 1-336 (111 amino acids)
Source: RefSeq, a predicted model, not a curated record